AUGUCAGGAGACGAGCAAAAAACUAAUCCUAACCUCCACCAGGAGCGAGGGAUUCAACAACAACGUUUUCUCGCAUGUUGUCUCGUGAUUGCAAUCGCUGUUGUUUGGUCAUUUCAAUUCAUCGUUCAGUUUUCAUAUGAUGUCAAGCAAACUUUAGGUCUUACGUCUGUAACAUUGCUGUUAUUAUAUUUAUCAUCUUUCGUGUUUUUUAAGAAUCGUAAAAAAUAUUCAAACAAACACAUUGAAUUAGGUAAAACCGACAACGAGAGUCAAGCGCUACAUCUAGUAUCUGUAACAGAACAAGAAAAUUUUCAAAAGGAGUUUAAUAAAAUUAACAAGAUGGCCGAAACACCCGUAAGUUUUGUCGUCGGCGGGUCUGAUCAACUUGAAGAACUAGAAUUAGAAACAGAGGAUAGCUUUCCUAUUGAAGGAUUUGAUGGUUAUCAACAGCCACCGGCAAUGCCAAGUAUUAACGAACAACGUAGGCGGUUAAGAAGAAUAAAAAGAUUUGUCUUAGCACAAAGUAAUGCUACAGACAUAACUUGGAAAAGUUCGGAUAAUUUUUAUGCUGAAUCUGGGAAUUAUAACGUCGAAAAACAUAAUCAUCGCAGAGCUUCUGAAGACUGUGAUGCAUCAGUAUUAAUCUCAAAUGAGAGUGUAAAAUCAAAAUCUUCGAUGUCAUCAACAUCUCUCCAGCCCAGCAUGUCGCAGGGUACGGUGAUGAUUAUGACCCAAAAUCGUUUACAAGAAAAAGAUUUCACGGUUGCUACACCUGAAGAAUUCGUUCACCGUUUUGGUGGUACGAAAGUAAUAAAUAAAGUUCUGAUAGCAAAUAAUGGAAUUGCCGCAGUAAAAUGUAUGCGUUCAAUAAGAAGAUGGUCAUACGAAAUGUUUAAAAAUGAGCGAGCGAUAAGAUUUGUAGUAAUGGUAACACCUGAAGAUCUCAAGGCUAACGCAGAAUACAUUAAGAUGGCAGAUCAAUAUGUGCCUGUACCUGGAGGAACUAAUAACAACAAUUAUGCUAAUGUCGAAUUAAUUGUUGACAUUGCAAUUCGUACUCAAGUUCAAGCUGUUUGGGCAGGAUGGGGUCACGCUUCUGAAAACCCUAAGCUACCAGAAUUAUUGCAUAAAAAAGAUAUUUCAUUCAUUGGGCCAUCAGAACGUGCUAUGUGGGCUUUAGGAGACAAAAUAGCAUCUAGUAUCGUUGCCCAAACUGCUGAUGUUCCAACAUUACCAUGGUCUGGAUCAGGAUUAAAAGCUCAGUACAGUGGAAAAAAAAUAAAAAUAUCAUCGGAGCUAUUUAAAAAAGGUUGUGUGUCAACAAUAGAAGAAUGUUUAGCAGCUGCUAAUAAAAUUGGAUUUCCUGUUAUGGUAAAAGCUAGUGAAGGAGGAGGUGGUAAAGGUAUUCGUAAAGUUGAAAAUGCUGAAGAAUUACCAACACUCUUUCGUCAAGUUCAAACCGAAGUUCCUGGAUCGCCAAUAUUCAUAAUGAAACUUGCUAAAUGUGCACGUCACUUGGAAGUUCAAUUACUUGCGGAUAUUUAUGGCAAUGCAAUAUCUUUAUUCGGCCGUGACUGUUCUAUUCAAAGAAGACAUCAAAAAAUCAUAGAAGAAGCACCUGCAGUUAUUGCAAAGCCAGAAAUAUUUGAAGAAAUGGAAAAAGCUGCAGUAAGACUUGCCAAAAUGGUAGGAUACGUCAGUGCAGGAACAGUAGAAUAUCUCUAUGAUACGUCAGGAUCCUAUUACUUUUUAGAAUUAAACCCCAGAUUGCAAGUUGAGCAUCCAUGUACAGAAAUGGUAUCAGAUGUUAAUUUGCCAGCUGCCCAGCUACAAAUAGCAAUGGGCUUGCAUCUUCAUCAUAUUAAAGACAUACGAUUGUUGUACGGUGAAAGCCCAUGGGGUGAUAGCGCAAUAGAUUUUGAUCAGCCACGGCAUAAACCUCAACCUUGGGGUCAUGUAAUCGCCGCGCGAAUCACCAGUGAAAAUCCAGAUGAAGGAUUUAAACCAAGUUCUGGUACAGUUCAAGAGCUUAACUUUAGAUCAUCGAAAAACGUCUGGGGAUAUUUUUCUGUUGGUGUAUCUGGUGGUCUUCAUGAGUUUGCUGAUUCUCAAUUUGGUCACUGUUUUUCAUGGGGUGAAGAUCGUAAUCAAGCACGUGAAAACCUUGUUAUUGCAUUAAAAGAAUUGAGUAUUCGAGGUGAUUUUCGUACGACAGUUGAAUACUUGAUUACAUUAUUAGAAACUGAAUGUUUCCUAACUAAUAAUAUUGACACCGCAUGGUUAGAUGCUUUGAUUGCAGAACGUGUUAGAAGUGACAAACCAGAUGUUUUACUUGCUGUAACUUGCGGUGCUCUUCAUAUUGCUGAUCGUACUAUUACGGCAGCUUUUUCUGGAUUCCAAACAAGUUUAGAACGUGGUCAAAUCCAAGCUGGCAAUGAUUUAAACAAUAUUAUUGAUGUGGAAUUGAUAAAUGAUGGUAUUAAAUAUAAAAUUCAAACAGCCAAAAGCGGCCCAAACAGUUAUUUCCUUGUAAUGAAUAAUUCUCACAAAGACGUUGAGGUUCAUCGUCUAUCAGACGGUGGUAUAUUACUUUCAUUUGAUGGUGCAAGUUUUACAACAUAUAUGCGCGAAGAAGUUGAUCGUUAUCGAAUUGUUAUUGGAAAUCAAACAUGCGUUUUUGAAAAAGAUAACGACCCUUCUCUGUUGAGAUCACCAUCUGCGGGUAAGCUAAUUAGUUUUCUUGUUGAAGAUGGAGGUCAUGUCGAGCCAGGACAAGCCUAUGCUGAAAUUGAAGUUAUGAAAAUGGUAAUGACAGUAACAGCUGGUGAAGCAGGUAGUGUUUUUUAUGUAAAAAGACCAGGUGCAGUUUUAGAAGCAGGAGUAUUAAUUGCUCAUUUAGAAUUAGAUGAUCCAUCUUUAGUAACAAAAGCUCAAGAUUAUACAGGUCAAUUCCCUGCGCCAAUUAUUCCUGCUAUUCCAGAAAAAUUGAAUCUUCUUCAUUGUAAAUACCGUGCUUCAUUGGAAAAUACAUUAGCAGGAUAUUGUUUGCCUGAUCCUUAUCAUUUGCCAAGACAACGUGAAUUGAUUGAAAAAUUUAUGAACUCAUUGCGAGAUCCCAGUUUACCACUUCUUGAGCUUCAAGAAGUAAUAUCAACAAUUUCUGGAAGAAUUCCAAUAUCAGUUGAGAAAAAAAUUCGUAAAUUAAUGACAUUAUAUGAGCGGAAUAUCACUUCUGUUUUAGCCCAAUUUCCCAGUCAACAAAUUGCUGCUGUAAUCGAUAGUCAUGCUGCAACUUUGUCUAAAAGAUCUGAUAGGGAUGUAUUUUUCCUUACAACUCAAGCAAUCGUACAGCUAGUUCAACGUUACCGAAAUGGAAUAAGAGGACGUAUGAAAACUGCCAUGCAUGAAUUAUUACGACAAUAUUAUACAGUAGAGAGUCAAUUUCAACAGGGUCACUACGAUAAGUGUGUAUCUGCACUUAUUCAACAAUAUAAAGACAAUAUGUCUAUGGUAACUAACACUAUAUUUAGUCAUAAUCAGGUAUCAAAGAAAAAUGUUCUUGUAACAAUGUUGAUUGAUCAUUUAUGGGCAAAUGAACCAGGGCUUACUGAUGAAUUAGCUAGUACGUUGACUGAACUUACAAGUUUAAAUCGCGCUGAACAUUGUAGAGUUGCUUUACGAGCACGUCAAGUACUUAUUGCAGCGCAUCAACCGGCCUAUGAAUUAAGACACAAUCAAAUGGAAUCAAUUUUCCUGUCAGCAGUUGAUAUGUAUGGUCAUGAUUUCCAUCCAGAAAAUCUUCAAAAACUAAUUUUAUCAGAAACGUCAAUCUUUGAUAUACUCCAUGACUUCUUUUAUCAUACCAAUCGAGCUGUUUGUAAUGCAGCUUUAGAAGUUUACGUACGAAGAGCUUACAUUAGUUACGAAUUUACUUGUUUACAACACCUUGAGUUAUCUGGUGAAAUUCCAUUGGUGUAUUUCCAAUUUUUAUUACCAAGUAAUCAUCCUAAUCGUCAAAAUCAGUUAUUAAUUAAUCAUCGAACUGGCGCAGUUGCAGCAUUCCAAGAUUUGGAUCAUUUUAGCCAAUAUGCUGAUGAAGUUUUGGAUCUUUUACAAGAUCUUUCAUCGCCAAAUUCUGUUUCUGCAAAAGUUUUAGAAGCCGUUGAUGCAGCUGGUAGUGAAUCACGUCAUAGUACAUCGAUUAAUGUAUCAUUUAGUACAACUGAAGCCGGUGGACCUGUAGAAAUUGGUGAAAAAUCUGCUGAGCCAGUUCAUAUUUUAAGCAUUACCGUACAAGACAAUGGUAAUCAAGAUGAUGCAGCUAUGGCAAGACUUUUUGGUGAUUGGUGUGCUUCAAAUAAAGAAGAACUUGUAUCACGUGGCAUUAGACGGGUGACUUUUGCAGCUCUUCAAAAACGCCAAUUUCCAAAAUUUUUCACUUACCGUAAUAGAGAUGGAUUUGUUGAAGACCGAAUUUAUCGUCAUUUAGAGCCCGGUUGUGCUUUUCAAUUGGAACUUAAUCGAAUGAGAACCUAUGAAUUAGAAGCUUUACCAACAUCUAAUCAAAAAAUGCAUUUAUAUCUUGGUAAAGCUAAAGUUGCUAAAGGCCAACAAGUAACAGAUUAUCGUUUCUUUAUACGUUCGAUAAUACGUCACUCAGAUUUGAUAACAAAAGAAGCAAGUUUCGAUUACCUUCACAACGAGGGUGAACGUGUCCUUCUCGAAGCAAUGGAUGAACUUGAAGUUGCUUUCUCUCAUCCUCUAGCUAAGCGCACAGAUUGUAAUCAUAUAUUUUUAAACUUUGUACCUACUGUAAUAAUGGAUCCGGCAAGAAUUGAAGAGAGUGUUACAAGUAUGGUGUUACGUUACGGUCCAAGAUUGUGGAAAUUACGAGUACGUCAGGCAGAAAUAAAGAUGACUAUUCGUCCAGCACCCGGAAAACCAACAUCAACUGUACGUUUAUGUAUUUCUAAUGACAGUGGUUACAGUAUUGAUCUGCAUUUAUAUACAGAAACUACCGAAGCCAAAACCGGAAUUAUUCGAUUAGAAUCAUACAGUCCAAUAAAUUCUAACAGAAGACCUGGGCCUAUGCACGGAAUGCCAGUUUCUACACCUUAUUUAACAAAAGAUUAUCUUCAGGCAAAAAGAUUUCAGGCUCAAAGUUCCGGAACAACUUAUGUUUAUGAUCUCCCUGAUAUGUUCCGUCAAGAACUAGAAAAGGCUUGGGCUAAAUACAUUGAAGAACGUCCAAAUAUAGAAAAUUUAUCGAUCCCUAGUCCUGUAAUAGAUUGCAUAGAGCUCGUAUUAGAUGGUGAAAAUCUUGUUGAACAAAAACGAUUGCCCGGAGAAAAUGACGUUGGAAUGGUUGCUUGGAAGUUGACUCUUUUUACUCCAGAAUUUCCAUUGGGUCGUGAAAUUAUUCUUAUUGCCAAUGAUUUAACACAUUUAAUAGGUUCAUUUGGACCCAAAGAAGAUCUUGUAUUUUAUCGGGCAUCUGAACGAGCAAGACAACUUGGAAUACCCCGAGUAUACUUUUCUGCAAAUUCUGGAGCUCGUAUUGGGCUUGCUGAAGAAGUUAAAGCAUUGUUUAAAAUUGCUUGGGAGGAUGAUGCAGUACCUGAAAAAGGUUUCAAGUAUAUCUACUUGACUCCCGAUGAUUAUGCUCGCUUAUCACCUCUUAAUUCGGUUAAAGCAUCGCUUAUAGAAGAUGGUGGUGAAGCACGUUAUAAAAUCACCGAUAUUAUUGGUAAAGAUGAUGGUCUUGGAGUAGAAAAUCUUAAGUAUGCUGGUUUAAUUGCUGGUGAAACGUCUCGGGCUUAUGAUGAAAUAGUAACCAUUUCAAUUGCUAGUUGUCGUGCAAUUGGAAUUGGAUCUUACUUAGUACGACUUGGUCAACGUGUUAUACAAAUUGAAAAUUCUCAUAUUAUUCUUACUGGUUAUCGUGCACUUAAUGCUGUUCUUGGACGAGAAGUUUACGCCAGUAAUAAUCAAUUGGGUGGAAUACAAAUAAUGUAUCACAAUGGUAUAUCUCAUGUAACAGAACCGAGAGAUCUCGAUGGUAUUGCUACUGUUCUGAAGUGGAUAAGUUUUGUACCAAAAAAUAAAGGAGGGGCUCUGCCAAUUAUUACACCAGCUGAUCCAGUUGAUAGGGAAAUUGGAUAUGUUCCAACAAGAACACCGUAUGAUCCAAGGUGGAUGCUUGAUGGUAGAAAAAGUACAGUAGAUCCUACCAUGUGGGAAUCUGGAUUCUUUGAUUUUGGUUCUUGGGCCGAAAUAAUGAGACCAUGGGCUCAAACCGUUGUUACUGGUCGUGCUAGAUUAGGUGGUAUUCCUUGUGGAAUUGUUGCUGUCGAAACUAGAACAAUGGAAAUUCACUUACCUGCUGAUCCCGCUAACCUUGAUUCUGAAGCAAAAACAGUAUCACAAGCGGGUCAAGUUUGGUACCCUGACAGUGCAUUCAAAACUGCACAAGCAAUCAAAGAUUUUAAUAGAGAAGAAUUACCACUAUUUAUUUUUGCUAAUUGGCGAGGAUUUUCCGGUGGUAUGAAAGAUAUGUAUGAACAAAUUAUGAAGUUCGGAGCAUACAUUGUUGAUGGUUUAAAAGAGUACAAAAAACCAGUAUUUAUCUAUAUACCACCAAACGGAGAACUAAGAGGAGGUGCAUGGGCUGUAGUAGAUCCUACGAUAAAUCCACGUUUCAUGGAAAUGUUCGCAGACAAUACUAGCAGAGGAGGAGUUCUAGAACCUGAAGGCAUUGUUGAAAUUAAAUUUAAAACAAAAGAUAUUCUAAAAACUAUUCAUCGACUUGAUCCUGUUGUUCAUAAUUUAAAGGAAAAAUUAUCACACCCAUUAACAGCGGAGGAGCGAGCAAAAGUAGAAAUAGAAAUUCAUUCUCGAGAACAAAUCCUUGAGCCGAUGUAUCGUCAGGCAGCAGUACAUUUUUCAGAUCUUCACGAUACACCAGAACGUAUGUUAGAGAAGAAUGCAAUAAAUGAUAUAAUACCAUGGCGUAAGGCACGCACUUUACUUUAUUGGCGUCUACGUCGUCGUUUAUUGGAAGAAGAAUUCAGAAGCGAUAUUUUAUCUACACAACCAAGUCUUGAUGUACGGCAAGUUGAUGCAAUGUUAAGACGUUGGUUUGUUGAAGAUAAAGGUACAACUGAAUCUUAUCUUUUGGACCAAGAUGAAAGCGUAGUUGAAUGGUUACAAAGUCAACGAGAUGACGAGGAUAGUGUAGUAAUGCAUAAUAUAAAUUGUGUAAAACGAGGUGCAGUAGUUACCCACAUUAAAGAUUCUCUUGAAAAGUGUCCUGAUGUACGUCUGGAAGCUGUACUUGAAAUUGCUCACCGACUUACUUCUGCCGAACGAGCUGAACUUCAACGCACUCUUGCACAAUUGGAAGCAUCCACAGUUCAAGAGCACCAUAAUGACUCGAGUGCCUCAUCGUAA
Messenger RNA from Cotesia congregata, 7449 nucleotides. NCBI's taxonomy places the organism in Eukaryota, Metazoa, Arthropoda, Insecta, Hymenoptera, Braconidae. The record is from the annotation of a GenBank genome assembly.